Aureobasidium subglaciale EXF-2481 is the source of this 1458-nucleotide messenger RNA. RefSeq lists its product as uncharacterized. Gene Ontology annotation, molecular function: monooxygenase activity; iron ion binding; heme binding. The transcript has 8 exons. The record is from RefSeq and is a predicted model, not a curated record. Lineage: Eukaryota; Fungi; Ascomycota; Dothideomycetes; Dothideales; Saccotheciaceae. Bases 1 to 1458 code for a protein of 485 amino acids.
AUGAGUGAUUUACCUAUCACCUACAGAUUGCUCAGCACCUUGACAUCUACGUCAUGGUCUGGAUUAGCACUGUUCGUGGUGUAUGCUGCUAGUAUAUACUAUGUCGUGCGCUCAGUGUAUCGGCUCUUCUUCCAUCCGCUCGCCAAAUAUCCUGGACCAAAGUUUGCUGCCAUAACCGACAUAUGGUAUGCAUAUCAUUGGGUCUCAGGCCGCUAUCCUUGGGACAUGGAAUACAUGCACAUGAUGUAUGGUGAUGUCGUCCGAACCGGUCCAAACGAACUCACAUUUGCGACGCCGCAGAGCUUCAAUGACAUCUACGGACACGCGACCAAAGAGCGAUCAACCUUCAUCAAGGGAACGUUCUACGAGCAUGGGCAACCAGAGCCUGGUAUUGUGGCAGAGCGCGACCCAGAGAAGCAUCGCGAGACAAGACGACUACUAUCACAUGGGUUUAGUACAAAGGCCUUGAAAGACCAAGAAGAUAUACUGCACAAAUACUCCGAUCUGUUUGUAGCCCAGAUUCAACUUGCCUUUGGCGAGUCUUUUGGCACAGUCCAGUCAGCAAAACCUCACUUCUGGAUCGAGACCAUCCACGAUGGAGCAUUCUUGGUAACGUUAUUCGAGGUCGGCCGAAGGCUGCCAUGGCUAUGGCCCUUGAUCAUUCUUGUGUUGCCAAGUGGAAUCAAGCGCAAGUUCGAUUUGUUUCUCGACUAUUCCAAGAAACAAGUUCAGAAACGCGUUGCUCGACAAGAUUCGAUAACCCGUACAGACUUCUUUGUCAACCUGCUGUCCGAAAGGUCCGGGAACGUGUCCGAAGAGUGGUUGAUUGCUCAGGCGAACGUUCUAGUCAUCGCUGGAUCCGAUACGACAGCGACAGCGCUUGCGACGAUCAUCUACUAUCUGACCAGGUAUCCACAACAGCUCGAUAGACUCUGUUGUGAGAUCCGAGAGGCUUUUCCCGAUCAGAAGAAGAUGACCGAUGUGGAGCUGCAAUCCCUGCCUUACUUAUCGGCCGUAAUCGAAGAAGGCCUCAGGAUCUUCCCACCGACAGCUUUUGGGUUGCCUCGUAUCAGUCCUGGAGCCACGGUCGACAGCCAUUUCGUGCCACCAGGUGUCACUGUCUCAACGUCCUCAUGGACAACCACACGUCGCGAAAAUUAUUGGAAAAGUGCUAGAUCGUUCAUUCCCGAGCGCUGGCUGCCACAAGCUCAUACACUGUACGACAAUCGUUUCGCGGCGGAUAAUCACGGCGCUGCAAAACCAUUUUCGCUGGGGCCGAGGGGUUGCUUGGGAGUUAAUCUGGCCAACAUGGAGAUGCGAAUUACCCUUGCAAAGCUUGUGUGGAAUUUCGACAUGAAGCCCGAUGGAGCGACAAGGCUGCUAGACUGGGAGAGGGAAUCACGUUUUGAAGGGUUCUGGAACAUUCCUGCACCCAUGAUACGUUUUGAGCCUAGGUAA